AUGAAACAAAAUCGGUCAAUUGAUUUUGGCUUCUUCGAAUAUAAUGAUGUAAAAACAAAAACAAAAACAAAAAGAUUAAAAUGUUUAGCUAUUCGAGAAAUGCCAUGUAAUGCUGAUUUUUCUUGUGUUAUCGAUUUCAACAACUUGAAAAUCAUGUUUGAACAUCUCUAUAUAUUUCACAGAAAUCAGUUUACUUCCAUCAGUACAGAUUGUAAAAGCUGGUAUGAAAAAGAAAAAAUAUUCUUUUCAAAACACGCACUUGCAACAGAUAUUAAAACAACAAAAGAUUUUAUUGAUUAUUUUGAUACAAUUGAAGCACCAUCAGCAACAACAUCAACAUUAACAACACGAGUUAGUUUAUUUUGUCUUCCAUAUUUGUUUAAACCAUAG
Messenger RNA from Rotaria sordida, 390 nucleotides. NCBI's taxonomy places the organism in Eukaryota, Metazoa, Rotifera, Eurotatoria, Philodinida, Philodinidae. The record is from the annotation of a GenBank genome assembly.